Messenger RNA from Stegastes partitus (bicolor damselfish), 3013 nucleotides. It is a transcript of the gene lin7a, whose product is annotated as lin-7 homolog A (C. elegans). The record is from RefSeq and is a predicted model, not a curated record. Bases 385 to 1038 code for a protein of 217 amino acids. Lineage: Eukaryota; Metazoa; Chordata; Actinopteri; Pomacentridae. The transcript is spliced from 6 exons. Gene Ontology annotation, molecular function: protein binding.
UCUCUGAUAUAGUUGCUGACAUCUCAAGUUAAAGGUUACUCGAUCUAAUGCAAAGUAUGAGAAAUAAUUGUAUUUAUUUUAUUUAUUUAUGUCUAUUAUUUUUCUUCUUUUUUUGGCAUUCCAAAUUAUUAUAAUAUCAACAAAAAUCUUGCAUAAAGUGACACAUCUUUCACUUUUAUGGUGACUGCUUUGGCCAUAUUGUUCCAUUUCCUUCCCAAACAGCGCCAGGUGAAGAGACAUGAUGAGAAUGGAGGUAGAUUAAUGCUCUGCCAACCACUCCCAGACUCUCUCCCUUCUCUCUCUCUCUCUCUCUCUCUCUCUCUCUCUCUCUCUCUGUGAUGCUGCAGCUCCUGUAGUCUCUUCAGUCUCCAGUAAACAGCAGUCAUGGCGACAGUGGUCCAACCGCUCACACUGGAUCGAGAUGUUGCCAGAGCUAUCGAGCUGCUGGAGAAGCUGCAGGAGUCGGGCGACGUUCCCGGUCACAAGCUCCAGUCUCUGAAGAAGGUCCUUCAGAGCGAGUUCUGCACAGCCAUCAGAGAGGUGUACCAGUACAUGCAUGAAACAAUUACAGUGAAUGGCUGUCCAGAGUACCAGGCGAGGGCCACAGCUAAGGCUACAGUCGCCGCCUUCGCAGCCAGCGAAGGUCACUCUCACCCGCGUGUGGUGGAGCUUCCUAAGACGGAGGAAGGCCUCGGCUUCAACGUGAUGGGUGGCAAAGAGCAGAACUCGCCCAUCUACAUCUCCCGCAUCAUUCCCGGAGGCGUGGCCGAGAGGCACGGCGGCCUAAAGCGAGGAGACCAGCUCUUGUCUGUCAACGGCGUGAGCGUAGAGGGAGAGCACCACGAGAAGGCGGUGGAGCUGCUGAAGGCGGCCAAGGACAGCGUGAAGCUGGUGGUCCGCUACACCCCCAAAGUGCUGGAGGAGAUGGAGGCUCGCUUCGAGAAGCUGCGCACGGCCCGGCGGCGUCAGCAGCAGCAGCUCCUCAUGCAGCAACAGCAACAGCAGAACCUGGCCUCUCAGCAGAACCACAUGUCGUAGGUUGUUCCAAAAGAAGAAGAAGUGAAGGAGAGCGAAAAAAGGUGGAUCUCUAAGACCAUCUGUGUGUGUUGAGGAUCCCAAAGGAAUCUCUCCGUCACGGAGGAAAACCAACAAGUACAAGACUCUUUUACUUACUCUCUCUCCCUUCCAGUGUACCACCGAUUACUGAGCAAAAACAAAGAGAGCGUUUGUCCUGAAAUUGGUGCUUCGAGAAACAAGUAUGAGGGAGGCUCACACUGAAAGUCGUCCGGUUUAACUUUGUAUUCCCUUUUAUAAGUUCUUCUCCCCCUCCCGUUGUGACUUUUACCGACCUUUCUUGUGUUCGUUGUUUUACAGUCAUCCAUUUUGAUUGCUUAACAUCCAUUACGCAGUGGAACCUUUUUGCCAUUCUUUUGCCAUAGAUAUCAUUUGUACAGUGGUGUUUCUAUUGAUUCUUCAACUGGUGCUUGUGUCUCUGUAUGAAUGACCAUCGAUUUCUUUUACGUGUCAGACUUGUCCUGUUUUGGAUAAACGUGAACUCUUUUUUACCUUCUAUAUUGUAGCAAGAAAAAGAUUUUGUAUCUUGUAGGUUUAGCAAUAACACACAUUCUUCAGUUUUUAACCACUAAAACUCAUGAUCCAAUGCACACAGUACACAUAUACGGUUUAUGUGCAGAUGUAAGUCAUUGUAAAGCAAACUGGGUCUUAUGCACUGUAAGGCAGCUUCUGAGUCCAAAUCGGUGCCAUUUAAAGAGAUUAUUAAUUUCCGGGCGGCAUGUAGAAUUAAUGUGCAAUAACAUGCGAUUGAUAGAAGACUUUAUAAGCUACUCCCAACUGAAAUUUAUCUAGAAAAUAUAUAUUACAAAGAGGUGCAGUUCAGAAACUGUGUCCUGUUCCCGACAGAUUAACAGAAUGUCAUCCGUGUUCAUUUUAACAGAGUGGGAAUUUAAAAAAAAGAAGAAGAAGAAUUAUCUUUAUUUUUCAGACCUGUCUAUUUUAUAGUUUAUGAGAUCAGAGAUUUAACAUAAAGUUUUAUGGUUCCUUUUAAAUAUUAUCUCUAAAACGCACAGAUUAUUAUUUCAAAUCUGUUCAUUGUAUGACGGCGGAGCAGGUGGUUUAUGUGGGUCUAUUUUUGUUUGGACAAUCAUUGUGAGAAGUGUUGAGACUGAGUGGAAUGUUUUUUUUCUUCUGUAUCUGUAAGAGAAAUCAGCUUUUCUCUACCAACCAAGAGAUAAAGUGGUAAUCCGCCAGGACUGUAUUUACUUUUGUCUCCAUCUUCGGUGCUAAGCGCUCCUUGUUGUAUCUUGUUUUUGUUUGGCUCUGCAUUUCGCAGAGUUCAAGUAUUUGUCAUCUUUGCAUCUCUUGUGUUUGUUGUUGUUAUUUUAUUUUUUUUCAUUUUCUGUAGGUGGCGCUCUUUUCUUUUUCUUUGUGCAACCACACAGGCUUCACCACUUUCCCUCUUCAAUUUAUCCAACGCAUAAAACACAUCACUUAUUGAAUAGAAGAGCGUUUUUUCUUCCCCCCGUGAGAAACCAAGUACACUCUGUAUGUUAAUGACAGCUAAUGUAAGAGCUGCUGAUGUUCAAAAGUUGCAUUUUCAUUGGCAAUUUUGCAGAUAAUUUCUUGACUUUGGCUUUGUGGAUUCAUUGACAGUAAGUGAUGAUUUCAUUUUAACUUUAUCCGUUUUUUCCCCCCUAAAAAAAACUGUUUGCAUCGAGGUCUACUUUGCUUUAAGUGACCUUCAUGCUCAGGUUUUUACAUGAUAUUCAGACAUUUUUUUUGGUCCCUCGCUCACUCUCCAAACAGUACAUCUCAAUAUGACAGAACCCUUUUUGUAUCUUUAAAUCACAGGUACUCUUUCUUAAUUGACUUGCAUUUUUGAAGCUGAUGGUCCUGCACUUACCGUAAAGAUUAAAAAAAGACAACAAACUGUUGAUAUGCAAUUGUUAUACAUACUAUAUUUGUAUAAAUAAAUCUAUGUGCUUGUGUACAGUGA